This is a messenger RNA of Scophthalmus maximus (turbot), 2162 nucleotides long. RefSeq names its product RAS-like, family 11, member A (gene rasl11a). The transcript has 8 exons. Gene Ontology annotation, molecular function: GTPase activity; GTP binding. The coding region runs from base 726 to 1499 and encodes 257 amino acids. NCBI's taxonomy places the organism in Eukaryota, Metazoa, Chordata, Actinopteri, Pleuronectiformes, Scophthalmidae. The record is from RefSeq and is a predicted model, not a curated record.
UAUUUUGAAGGCGAAAUAGAUCGGUUUCCGGGUGCUUCUGUUUUACUUCAUGCUGCUUCCUGUUGUCCGGCCUGGAAGCUGAGGGAGCGUUCGUUUGUUCGUUUCUCAACACGGGGAUAGAAUAGGCGGGCGGUAAAAACAAAUUUUAAAAAAACAGGUACUGUGGUGAGUGACAGUUUGGACGUUGUUUUAUUUUCUCUGGACAAAAUCCAGUGAAAUUGGAAAUAAUCUCGGUCCAUUAUGUGAAGAUUUAUUAUCAUAAACCUGUAAUUUCCUACUUGCACCAUGAAGGUUAAUGACGUCUGAGUCCAGGCUGGAAAGAUGAAUCCCAGUUUAGCCUGGUCCCAUGGGAAUAUCGGAGGGGACGGUUCAGGGUCUUACACCCCUCCCUCCCUCCCCCUGCCCUCUGUGCGCACUCGGGACGCCUGUGGAAUCAGUGCGGGUGAAACCUUUUCCCCAGCAGCCAGUGGAAAAAAGAAACUUGGAAUACUAAGGAAUAGAUUUUGGGAAUACUGGAUCUCCAAGAAGGAGAAGAAGAAAAAGGGGGAUGACGUUAGAAUGAAGCAGCUUUGUCGCCAAGAAGACUCGGAUUCCCGCGGAGGUCCGGAGUGAUCUCGUCUUCUCCCUGCUGCAGGAAUACCAUGGGAAUAUUGGAGUGAUUUUUUUUCUUCUUCUUUCUGGUCUGAGGGAGCGGACGGGAGGGGGGAGUGGGGAGGGGGGGCUCAAUGCGGCUGACUGGCGACCCGGCUGCACCGAGAACCAUGAGCAGCGGCGGGUCGGGCAACUUCCUGCUGGUCCCCAUCCCGGAGUACCCUCCUCUGCUGGACUGCGUCCCCAACAAGACGGUGAAGAUCGUGGUGCUGGGCGCGAGCAACGUCGGGAAGACCGCUCUGAUCGUCAGGUUUCUGACCAAGAGGUUCAUCGGGGAUUAUGAAGCAAACACCGGAGCGCUCUACUCCAGAAAGGUCACCCUGGACGGGGAGGAGGUGUCGCUUCAGAUCCAGGACACCCCCUGCGUCGCUCUCCAGGACGACGCUGAGGGCCUGUACUGCCAGGAGCAGAUCAACAGGUCGAUCUACUGGGCCGACGGCUACGUGCUGGUUUUCUCCAUCACGGACCACAACAGCUACCGGACCAUCCAGCCACUCUACCAACACGUCCGGCGCAUCCACCCGUCGGGAAACAUCCCGGUCAUACUCGUCGGCAACAAGAGCGACCUGCUCCGCGCCCGGCAGGUGCCCGCGGACGAAGGCGAGACGUUGGCGGCUUCGUUAGGAGGAGUUUACUUCGAGGCCUCGGCCAGAGAAGACCACGAGGGAGUCCACGGUGCCUUCCUGCAUCUCUGUCAGGAGGUGAUCCGAGCACUGGGGGGAGGCAACGGGGAGAAGAGGCGGGGCGGCCUCCACCUGGCCAGACCCAAAUCCCCCAACAUGCAGGAGCUGAAGAGGAGGUUCAGGCAGGUCCUCUCCUCCAAGGUCAAGUCGGCCACCACUCUCUGACCACGGGACGGCGACCCCAAAACAAACAAGAUGGCGGCAAGGCACGUGGCACGUAUACACAAAGAGGAUUGAUUUUUUUUAAGGACAGCUGAAGAAAAGAGGCCAAGUCGACGUCUUCACAUGGAGACAAAGAGCGAAUCGAGUUUUCCGGCAGCGAGUCUCGAGUCAACGCGACCUCGUCCCGGGCUCAAGUACAACAGGAAGGAGCGGACACGUCACACAAAAACGUUGAACAGGAUGAAACGUGUCGCCGUGUUCAACCGUGAGGGAUCUUCACUGACCGUCUUCGAUCCUCCGACGCAAUUCAUGUCUCAGUUUUCUUGAGGCCUAAAAGUGAAUCAAAGAAUUGCUGAUUUCACCCAGUCAACCAAUUGUCAAGGAAACAGAAGACGUUUGUUACAAAUUCAGAAUUGUUAUUUUUUUCGUCUUUCUUUAUGGAACUAUAACUGACGGACGCCAUAAAUUGACGAUAUCAAAUUAAACGAAACGCGAGUGUCUGUCCCCUUGUGUCGCAGAGCGCCGAUAAUGACAACAUAUGUCUGGACCAAAACAGGAAAUGACCCGGAGACGAACGCCGACAUAUGACGACAGGGAGCGAGGAGGAGCAGAACGAGGCAGAGGGGCAAAUAUGGAAGAAAUAAUAAAAACGCAAUUAGACUCAAA